Acanthoscelides obtectus is the source of this 414-nucleotide messenger RNA. NCBI's taxonomy places the organism in Eukaryota, Metazoa, Arthropoda, Insecta, Coleoptera, Chrysomelidae. The record is from the annotation of a GenBank genome assembly.
AUGAACUCGACUGACGAGGAAGAGUUCAAACCAGCUACGUUGAACGUCUACUACGCAGCCUGCGAGAUCCUGGUGGCCAUCCUAGCAGUGGCAGGAAACGCCUUGGUGAUAUUCGUGUUCAGGAAGGAAAGGCGACUCAGGAGACGGACGAACUACUACAUUGUGUCUUUGGCGGCAGCCGAUCUUCUAGUGGGACUGCUCGGCAUCCCGUUCGCCAUUUUGUCCUCCGUUGGACUUCCGACAAACCUUCAUGCGUGUUUGUUUACGGUGUCGCUACUUGUGGUUUUGUGCACGAUUUCGAUUUUUUGUUUAGUGGCUGUGUCUGUGGAUCGGUAUUGGGCGAUCUUGCAUCCCAUGGGAUAUUCGAGGAAUGUCAGGACCAAGACGGCAUUAGGUGAGUUAUCAAAUGUUUAA